Molecule: messenger RNA, 2058 nt
Organism: Hipposideros armiger (great roundleaf bat)
Lineage: Eukaryota; Metazoa; Chordata; Mammalia; Chiroptera; Hipposideridae
Gene: VPREB3
Product: V-set pre-B cell surrogate light chain 3
Exons: 3
Coding region: 8-409 (133 amino acids)
Source: RefSeq, a predicted model, not a curated record
UCUGGCCAUGGCUUGCUGGCGUCUGGCCCUCCUUCUGACUGGGGCCCUCCUGGCAGGGGCCCAGGCCAGGCCUGAGCGGGUCUGUCUCUCAGCCCCACAGCCAGCCCUGACCCAGCCAGAUGCACUGCUGGUCUUCCCAGGCCAAGUAGCUCAACUCUCCUGCAUGCUCAGCCCUCGCCAUGCCACCAUUGGGAAAUACGGUGUGUCUUGGUACCAGCAGCGAGCAGGCAGCGCCCCCCGCUAUCUCUUCUACUACCGCUCAGAGGAGGACCACCACCGGCCCCCAGACAUUCCUGACCGCUUCUCGGCAGCCAACGAUGAAGUCCACAAUGCCUGUAUCCUGACCAUCAGCCCUGUGCAGCCUGAGGAUGACGCAGAUUAUUACUGCUCUGUGGGCUACACAUCCUAGGGGUGGGGUGUGGGUUGAGUGUCUCCUACCUGCCUCCCAUUUCUGUCCCUGACCUUAGUCCCCUCUCUAACAUUCUGAGCCUUGAUUUUCCUCCUUUAGUAAAAUCAGUUAAUAACAUUCACCAUGUCAACGAUAACUAUUCUGAGGUCUAAGAGAUCCCUGCUGAGAAUGUGACUCUGGUUGGUCUGGGAGGGUGGGGGAGUAGGAAUUCUGGGGACUGGUGCAGAAAAGGAAGCACCUGAGACCCUUGGGGUGGGACCCAGCCUCUCCACUGGCUCCCAGGGAGCUCAGACUGGUGGUCUGGUUUUUCUGUGACCCAAGGAGCUGGAGGGAGAUAAAAAAGGAGCCAGCCCUUGCCGCUCCCAGGUCUGCAUGGCUGGUUGUGGUCCAAUGCUCACUUGGUGAUGACAGGGUGCCCAUGGAGCCCAGGCUGCUAGCUAGAGGAGGGACAGAAGCUGGCCAUUCCUUGAUGGAGCAGGGAGGCAGGUGUGACUGCGUGUGUGUGUGUGUGUGUGUGUGUGUGUGUGUGUGUGGUGGGGGCAUUCAGAGGCAUAUUAGGGCCAGGACGGAGGGUGCUGAAGGCAGAUGGGCAGAUGGCAGGGGCAGAGUGGGCAGCAUCACCCCUCAGUGUCUUCUACUGGUCUGUGAGAGGGCUGUGGUCCCCCGAGGGAGGCUCUCCUACAGGCAGGUGGGCCCAGCAGGGAACAUUGGGGAGAGGGGCAAGUCUUGGCAUCAGAAGCAAAGCUGAGCUUAGCAUCUGGGAGUAGAGUGGGGAUUUCAAGAACACACUCCUCUUCCCUCCCGAUUCUCCUAAAAGGAGUCUCAUGCCUGGAGGUCAUCCCUCAAAUGCACUGAGUGAGGGGUCUCCAGUGUCCAGAGAGGGUCCAGCCUACAUUCGCAGACAUCUCGUGGGCCCCCUCAUAGGCCCUUUCUCUCAUCCGUCCCUGUUGGGGAGGAGAGGGCAGGCAGAACCAGGAAGGGAGUGUGGAUGCUAAAAGAACCCGUGGGCCUGUGCGGGGUGACAGGCUCCGCUCUGGGAUCCCCUUCUCCUUCUCCUGAAGACCUCAGACGCUCCAUCGGCCCCUGGCUUGUUCCCGCCCCAGAGCAAUUGCAGCGGCAACUGGGCAUCCAGCCAGCGGCUCUAGGCCGGCCUACCCGUCCCGGCCUCAGUUUCCUCCCCUGCACUCUCGCCAACGCCUGCCCAGCUCUGUUUGCCCCUCAGUCCCUUUGUCCCCUUUGGGGACAGCCCGAAUCCACUGCGUCGACUGGAAAAACGCUCCUGAUCCAUGUCUUUGACCCCCUGAGCCCGGCAGCCACACGCGGCGGCCGACUGCACCGCAGGACCACCGAGACGCCGGGACCUCCACGCAGCCUAGAGCGGUCCCGGAAGUGCCCGCGGGCGGGGGCGGGGCUCCGGGCGUUCGGGCCGCCGCGGGCUCCGCGUCAGCACCAGUCGCGGAGGGAGGCCGCGUCGGCCGCGGGUUGGAGCAGCUCAGGUGCGGCCCCGCCCCGCCCGCCCGCGGCCCCGCCCCGUCCCAGGUGAGCGGCUCCGCCCCGGACCAGAUUGUGAGAACAGUAAGUGUGUCCCAAAGAAGAACAUUUUUUCAAGAAAUACAGUCAUUGGGGAUAAUACUAGAUCCACAAUGGAG